AUGUCUAGGAAAUCUAGAAAGGAUACUACCUCAUCAUCAUCUCCAAUGAACAAUGACGAAUUUAUGACAGGUGACAUGACAUCACUCAAACGAGCAUUGUCAGUUCAAGAUAUCUACAGUAUUGAUGGUGAUCAAGACCAUAGUGGGGAUGAUAACCAUGACCACGACCAUGACCACGACCACGAACAUGAACAACACCAACAACACAAUGAUCAAGACCAAGCCAGACCAAGGAAACGUGCCAAAUAUCAAAUUGUACCAAAGACUUACAAGUGUGUUUGUGGCGCCACGUCUCCUGGAAAGGGUCCAACUUGCAAGUGGCGCAAGGGUACCAAUGGCGAGGUGUUGUGUAAUAGUUGUGGUCUACAGAGUAUGAAGAAGCCUAAAUGUCCAUACUGCGCCAAGGUAUAUGUAAAGGAGGAGGCCGAGGCAGACAAUGUUGACUGGCUCAGAUGCUGGACAUGUGAUCAAUGGGUGAUGUCCAAGUGUGACAGUGUGACCGAUUCAUUCCGGUUCUCACCUGCCAAUCCCAAGGCCAUCGCCUACUCCUGUCCCAAGUGCAGGAAGAACCAGAUCAAACAAUCCAAGCUGGCCCAGAAGCAACAAAGAAUCGUCCAGCAACAACAACUUCAUCACAACCAGAAGAGGCCAGUGCCUCCUCAGCCCCAGGUCCAGGUCCAAGUCCAAGCACCAUCCACCGACACUCAUAUCCAGACUUUGCCAAUGUCUCAGUCAAUGUUCCAUCAUCAGCAACCACUCCAUCAGCAAGAUGUUGUCUACCUUCACCAUCGCAAGCAAAUCUCCACCGCCUCGUCUCAACAACACAAUCAACUUCAACAGCUCCAACAACUACAACGCCAGAGAUAUCCUAGUGGAUUGACCAUUUGCCAAGAGCCAGAGCGCGCGGCAUCCUCCUCCAACACCAACGCCUAUUUCUCCAUCUCUCCAAGUCCAACCAAGUUCAAGAUUUCUACACCAUCGAUCGCAUCAACAUCAACCAUCCAACGCUAUCCAACUAGCAGGGAUGUUAACCACAACAACAACAUCAACAACAGUACCAGCACGAGUUGGACUACUAAUCGCUUCGUUGGACAUUCACCUCCAUUCCAUCAUCAACGUACCAAUGACAUUGUUCAUGUGCCAAGAUUGAACAUUAGCUCCAUCAAGAAUCAAUCUUCAUCAUCAUCAUCGUCGUCUACGGCAUCAUCUCCAACGUCCACUUCGUCAAUGUCAUCGCCUCUAUCAUCCAAUCUAAACAACAUUGUACAUUGUAAUGGAUAUGGUGAGGUUGAUGUCAACAGCAAUGUAAACCAAUGGAAGGAGAUUACAGAGUAUCGUGCACAACUAUUGCGCGUUCAACAACAACAACAACAACAAUCGUCCAAUAACAACAACAACAACAACAACAAUGAUGAUGAUACUACGAGUCUAGAAGAACAACAAACAAUCCACACUGACGUUGAUAUCAACGCCAACACCAACAACAUGAAUUAG
Acytostelium subglobosum LB1 is the source of this 1494-nucleotide messenger RNA. RefSeq lists its product as hypothetical. The coding region runs from base 1 to 1494 and encodes 497 amino acids. The transcript has a single exon. Gene Ontology annotation, molecular function: sequence-specific DNA binding. Lineage: Eukaryota; Evosea; Eumycetozoa; Acytosteliales; Acytosteliaceae. The record is from RefSeq and is a predicted model, not a curated record. Gene Ontology annotation, biological process: regulation of DNA-templated transcription.